Messenger RNA from Manihot esculenta (cassava), 609 nucleotides. RefSeq names its product mitochondrial pyruvate carrier 1. NCBI's taxonomy places the organism in Eukaryota, Viridiplantae, Streptophyta, Magnoliopsida, Malpighiales, Euphorbiaceae. Gene Ontology annotation, cellular component: mitochondrial inner membrane. The transcript is spliced from 4 exons. The coding region runs from base 196 to 522 and encodes 108 amino acids. Gene Ontology annotation, biological process: pyruvate import into mitochondria. The record is from RefSeq and is a predicted model, not a curated record.
UAGAACAAGCCUAAUAAUACCUUAUGUCACUGCUCAGAUUCUGAAAGAGAAGCACUUUGAAUUUUUCAGAUUCCUUACUCAUGGCAAGUAUUUCUGCACUGUAUACGUAACUUUGAGACUUCAGAUUCCAUUGAAGUUCUAGGUCACCACCUUCAGGUUCCAUCUCAGUAUCUGUGUUUUCAUUAGCUUGCAAAAAUGGCAUUCUUCCGGACAUUUUGGAAUAGUCCCAUUGGUCCUAAAACAACUCAUUUUUGGGGUCCUGUCUUCAACUGGAGCCUCCCAAUUGCAGCCUUUGUGGACACAAAGAAACCCCCAGAAAUGAUAUCUGGCAACAUGACUGCAGUGAUGUGUGUGUAUUCUGCAAUGUUCAUGAGAUUUGCUUGGAUGGUGCAGCCUCGGAACUUGCAUCUUCUUGUGUGCCAUGUCUCCAAUGAAACGGUACAGCUUUAUCAGCUUUCACGUUGGAUAAAGGCUAGAAGAUGCUUGCUGCAGGAGAAAGAGGAAGAAGCUAAAGGACAGUGAUCCAAAGUUUAUCUGUUGUAAUUCUUACAAUCUUUUCCACUUAUUCUAAUAAUGUAAAGUUAUGCUGCUUCUUUUUUUUUUUUUUUU